Molecule: messenger RNA, 2385 nt
Organism: Haemonchus placei
Lineage: Eukaryota; Metazoa; Nematoda; Chromadorea; Rhabditida; Trichostrongylidae
Source: the annotation of a GenBank genome assembly
AAUGGGAGCGCUCGGUUUUUUCUUCGAAAAAUUUCUAUUCUAGGUCUGACACUGUUGCAUAUGGCGGUGUUGAAGGAACGACAUGAGAUGGUAGAACUGAUUGUCUCAGAAUAUCCUCAUACUGUUAAUAUCACUGAUCAGAGUGGAAGAAGUGCUAUUCACUAUGCAGCCACCCAGUCUAAUGCUAUCUACGAUACGCUUAUCGAUCUCGGAGCAGACCCGACGAUUACGGAUUCUGAAGGUCUUACUGCUGAAGAGUGUCGCCGUUCACCUGAUCGCCUACGUCGUACCGUAUCAGCCGAAUCAAGCCUAAUGAUGCGUUCAAUGUCCACCGAUGAUGAAUUUUAUGAUCCAGAUGCGCCGUCCGAUCAUGUGAUCGACGAAUGGAUCGCAAACGGAGAAGUGUCAAAAUUGGAGCAGCUCGUUCUCGAUGGUCGUGGACAUCUCCUCAAAAAACAUCGACCAAUGAAGCAAGUAAGGAGUUCUUACGCGCUAACUGUCUAUUUGCAGUCAAAAAUAGACGCUAUCCACAAAGCAGUCGAAGAUGGUGACGUUCGUCGAGUGAAAUCGCUCAUCGAUCGACAACAAUUGGCUCUUGCCCGAGACACCUACGGAAUGACUCCAUUGCAUAAGGCACUGCUACAUGGCCAGACCAAUACUGUUCGGCAUCUUCUAGCCAAAUAUCCACAGUGCGUCAAUGCCACUGAUCAUGCAGGUCGUACUCCACUUCAUUACGCUGCAGCUGACCCAAAUGGCGAGCAUAUGAUCAAAGUUCUACAGAAAGCCGGUGGAGACGCAUUCAUCGACGAUAAGCAUGGUCAUACACCUUUCUAUUACCGUACACAUGGACAACGUCUGAAUAUGCGCAGUAUGAAGGACAAUGCUGUAAUGAAUCAGUUGAUGUCUGGACAACUGAAUCGAACACUUCUACAAGAUCUCGAAGAAGAUAUCUAUGAUUGGAUUCAUACGGGAAAUGUCGGCAAACUCGAAGAACUUGUCCUCACGGGCUACGGAGAUUUGUUGCUUGGUAGAAAUCAUGAGGUGGAAGAUGCAGACAGUAUUGGCUUCUUGGAAGUGCUACCACAGUACCAGGCCAAAGUGCAAGCAAUUCACAAAGCUGUGGAAACCGGGAACCUUCGAGCAGUGCGGCUAUUGACGGAUCGAAAGAAGCUUGCCCUAUGUCGAGACUCAAGGGGUUUGAGUCCCCUGCACAAGGCAAUAGUCUUCGAUCGAGCCGAUAUCGCCAAAUAUCUCAUCCGAAAUUAUCCACAUGCAGUGAAUGCUAUGGAUCAGAAAAAGCGAACACCACUGCACUAUGCAGCAGCGUAUCGAGAUGGAGGAUAUUUGUACAAAAUGAUGCGCAAAAGUGGAGCGGACCCAAAUAUUUACGAUUGUAAUGGACGUCCAGCCAAGUACUAUUUGAAGCAUAAUGGGGAAAUUGACCUCUCGGCUAUGAGACUCGAUACGAAAGCUGCCUUGAAGCAGGUUCUACAUAACCGUGUGGCACCCAGCUAUCUGGAAUCUUCCAUCCAACAAUGGUUACGAGAUGGUCAACUGGCAAAGCUUGAGCAACUCGUACUUUCUGGAUGCGGUGACCUCCUUCAGAACAGAAACGCUACCAAUGCGGAUACUGUCAAUUUCCUCGAAAACCUACCGGAAUACAUGAGCAAAAUCGACGGAAUCCAUCGAGCCAUAAAAGAAGGCGAUUUGGAGAAGGUCAAGUCGCUUAUGACAUCGAAGAAACUGGCAAUAGCUCGAGACCGAUUUGGCUGUACCCCGCUGCAUGCUGCUGUCGUGCAUGAACACACAGACAUUGUUCGCUUUAUAGCCGGACAUUUCCCUUCUGUACUGAAUGCACCAGACUAUAAUAAACGCACAUCGAUGCAUUACGCAGCAGCAGCUCGUGAUGGUGGCCAUUAUCUGAAGAUCCUGAGUAAAGCUGGAGCCGAUCCAAUGGCAGUUGAUAAUGAAGGUCGCACACCGGAUUACUAUCGAAGGAAUGCCGUCAUCGACCUGAAAAUGAUCAAAGAUCGAGAUGAAGAAUACGAAGUAGUGAACGAAGAGUUGUUAGACGAAGGUCCUAUGCUCGAAAGCCCUGGCAGCGGCGAAAGCGGAUCAGAAGGCUCGCCUAUGGAUUCAGCCCGCCUCAACGAUGAUGACGAUGACGUUGAACGGAAUCGUUUUGAGAAAAUGGUGCUGGGUCGCACUGAUAUGCCAACCUCUGAAAACGGCAUCUAUCUGGCUCGUACUGUUGCACCGGUACUUACAAAAGCACUUGCAGAGGUGCUGCUUCGUCGUCCUGCUGACCCUAUUGGUUUCAUUUCGGAUUACCUACAAAAGUAUCAUGGCGAACUUGCUCAUCGAUCAAAUGGAAAGCUGAAAUGA